AAACACCAUUAAUUCUGAAUCAUCUCUUUUGUUGCAUAAAAAAAAAAAAAAAAAAACAACCUGUGAGGAGCCACGUGGAGGUGCGCAGACAGCUGUGUUUGUUAGGAAGGCAGAGGAGCUGGCUCGGCUCCGGAGGGGAGGAGAUGUGGCCCUGCAACACUCUCUGAGGGGUAUAUAAUGAACCCCCGGCUGCAGCCACGGAAGCUGCGCUCUGAUCCCAGCCCAGCCUGCAUCUGCUGCUGGUGUUCCCACUGUACUACCUGAAACCUUCUCGGCUCCAGCUGCCUGGCCAUGGCUACCACGUUUCUGCAAACCUCUUCCUCCACCUUUGGGGGAGGCUCUACCCGAGGGGGCUCUCUCCGGGCUGGAGGUGGUGGCUUUGGUGGGGGGAGUCUCUAUGGGGGAGGUGGGAGUCGCAGUAUCUCUGCUUCCUCUGCUAGGUUUGUCUCCUCGGGUUCAGGAGGGGGCUAUGGUGGUGGCAUGAGCUGUGGCUUUGGUGGAGGAGGGGCCGGAGGUGGUUUUGGUGGGGGAUUUGGAGGUAGCUUUGGUGAUUUUGGUAGUAGUGAUGGUGGCCUCCUCUCUGGCAAUGAGAAGAUCACUAUGCAGAAUCUCAAUGAUCGCCUGGCCUCCUACCUGGACAAGGUGCGUGCCCUGGAGGAGGCCAACACCGACCUGGAGGUGAAGAUCCGUGACUGGUACCAGAAGCAGAGCCCGAGCAGCCCAGAGCGUGACUAUAGCCCCUACUACAAGACCAUUGAGGAGCUGCGGGACAAGAUCCUGGCGGCCACCAUCGACAACUCCCGGGUCAUCCUGGAGAUUGACAACGCCAGGCUGGCAGCUGACGACUUCAGGCUCAAGUAUGAGAAUGAGCUGGCCCUACGCCAGAGCGUGGAGGCCGACAUCAAUGGAUUGCGCAGGGUGCUGGAUGAGCUGACCUUGGCCAGGACCGACCUGGAGAUGCAGAUUGAAGGCCUGAAUGAGGAGCUGGCCUACCUGAAGAAGAACCAUGAGGAGGAGAUGAAGGAGUUUGGCAGCCAGCUGGCUGGUCAGGUGAAUGUGGAGAUGGACGCGGCCCCCGGCGUGGACCUGAGCCGCAUGCUGGCAGAGAUGCGGGAGCAGUAUGAAGCCAUGGCAGAGAAGAACCGGCGGGAUGCUGAGGCCUGGUUCUUCACCAAGACAGAGGAGCUGAACAAAGAGGUGGCUUCCAACACGGAGAUGAUUCAGAGCAGCAAGACAGAGAUCACCGACCUGAGACGCACCAUGCAGGGGCUGGAGAUUGAGCUACAGUCCCAGCUCAGCAUGAAAGCCGGGCUGGAGAACUCACUGGCGGAGGUUGAGUGCCGUUACGCCACGCAGCUGCAGCAGAUCCAGGGGCUCAUCAGCAGUCUGGAGGCGCAGCUGAGCGAGCUGCGCUGCGAGAUGGAGCAGCAGAACCAGGAGUACAACAGGCUGCUGGACAUCAAGUCGCGGCUGGAGCAGGAGAUCGCCACCUACCGCAGCCUGCUCGAGGGCCAGGAUGCCAAGAUGGCUAAUGUGGGCAUCCGAGAAGUCUCCCUGGGCGGUGGUGGCAGUGGCGGUGGCGGCAGCAGCAGCAGCAGCGGUUUCCGUGUUCAUAUUGAGGAGUCUGUGGAUGGGAAGGUGGUUUCUUCCCGCAAGAGAGAAAUCUGAGUGCUCAGGCUGUGUGGAGUCCAGGCUGCGUGGAGUCCAGUCCUGCCCCCAAGAGCCCUCCCAGCUUGAAGUUUUGCAACGCCUCCCCCAUCUGGGUUCUACCCUUUAGGGCCAGAACCUGCAGGAAGCAACUGUCCUGGGUCAACAAGCUGCUUUGCGCGGUGUCUUCUCCUACAAUAAAGAAUCGCUG
Molecule: messenger RNA, 1858 nt
Organism: Ochotona princeps (American pika)
Lineage: Eukaryota; Metazoa; Chordata; Mammalia; Lagomorpha; Ochotonidae
Product: keratin, type I cytoskeletal 15
Exons: 8
Coding region: 292-1668 (458 amino acids)
Cellular component (GO): keratin filament
Molecular function (GO): structural molecule activity
Source: RefSeq, a predicted model, not a curated record